Messenger RNA from Episyrphus balteatus (marmalade hoverfly), 1006 nucleotides. RefSeq names its product lipase member I-like. Gene Ontology annotation, molecular function: lipase activity. The transcript is spliced from 6 exons. NCBI's taxonomy places the organism in Eukaryota, Metazoa, Arthropoda, Insecta, Diptera, Syrphidae. The record is from RefSeq and is a predicted model, not a curated record. Bases 23 to 976 code for a protein of 317 amino acids.
UUUUUUAAAGAUAGAACACAUUAUGUUCUCUAAGAUUUUAAAAUAUUGUUUGUUGCUUAAUUUUAAUUUGUUGUUAGUUUCUCAAGAAGUUGCAGCAAGAGUUGAAGCUUACGAAACAACACUUAUAUUUUACUAUGGACCAAAAUUCACAGAUUUUCAGCGUUAUAAACUCUCAAAUGCAGCAGAAAUUUUGUACAAUCCUCAUUUCAAGUAUGGUGAAACCCAUUUGUAUUUACAUGGUUGGCAUGAAUCACAAACCAUGCCUGAUAUUCAAACUAUUGUUGAUGCUUAUUUGAAGCGAAAUGAUAUCAAUCUUAUCGUAGUCGAUUGGGGUAAGGCUGCUGCAGAACGUUACGUGGAAGCUUCAUUCAAAAACAUCGAAUUGUUGGCUCCUGUACUUGCUGAUUCGAUUUUAGACUUAUAUAGAGCUGGAAUUCACCGUAAGGACCUUAGGGUAGUUGCACAUUCUUUGGGAGCUCAGUUGGCUGGAAUGACGAGCCGGCAUAUCAUGUGGAAGUCAAAUGGAAAUAUUAAAAUUCAUCGGUUAGAACUUUUAGAUGCAGCUUUUCCACUCUUUUUCUUAGGAAUAUUACCAAAAGUAAAUAAAAAUGAUGCAGACUUUGUUCAAGCUAUUCACACUGGAUCUGGAACUUAUGGUCAGCCAAAGCCUAUAGGUCAUGUAGAUUUUUGGCCAAAUUAUGGUCGUAAACAGCCGGGAUGUUCUAAUAGACUUAUAGUGAUUCCAUUUACUAUGGAAGAUCUUUGCAGUCAUCAACGAUCAUGGAGAUUUUGGGCAGAAAGUGUUGCCAAUGUAUAUGGUACUAAUCCGAGAUUCUUAGCUUUGCCUUUUUCAAAUGCUUACAAUACAAUACCAACUGAAAUGGGAAUCAAUUGUCCAAUAAGUGCUAGAGGUAAUAAAUGGCUUAGAACUAAUAACGAACCCUUAUUUGCAAGGGGAAAGUAUGGAUUAUUAUGAGAGAAGCCGCCUUUGGAGGGAAAUUUUACG